AGAAGCCAUCAGAGAUUUGAAGUUCAUACAACUAAAAAUAAAUCAGGUCAGUCUGGAGCAUAUCAGAUUAUGAUAUUAUAGACUAUUCUUCAGUUUGGUAAUAUAGAAUUGUCUGAUUUAAGGUUUUCUGGAUCUUAAAAUACCAAGAACAUUUGAAAAGUUAAAAAUGGGUUCCAAUUUAAACCUAAGACUUUUUUUUAGCUUUCCUCACUGCCUCUGAUCCUGAGGAGCAGAAGUGAAUGUGAAUGCACUUUGAAUUCCUAGCAGCUUUCACUGAUGCAGAGGUUCCAGCUGUACAGGGGCUGGAGGACUGCUAAGGAGAACAACAAGCUGAGAAUCAGUCCUCAUCUCUGGUUGCCCCCCACCCCACCCUCAUUGCCUUUCAUUGGAUGAGCAAGUCACACAAUCCAGGAAGUGGAAAAUCUAUCAUCGUUUGGUUGGUUUUUCUUACUUUCAGUUUUUCCACGCCUGAUGAGAAUUGCCAAGGCACAGCAAAGCCUGCAGCUUCCAUACCCGUCAUGAGAGCAAAUAACUUAUUUGUAAACCUUAGCACUUAAUUAACUAAAUGGAAAGCAAGGCAGUGAGUGAUUCCUGACAUGGCUGAAUUUAAGUCAAGCUGUGAAGCUCCAGGUGCAGCCAGAAAUGGAGAUGGACAACUUGAACUGAACCCUGAGAGCUUCUAAAAAGGCUUUGGACCACUGCUUCUCAGCAGUUUUUCUUAAAUUACCAAGAAAGCCUGGACCCCGGGUGAAACGGAGAAAUGGACACAAGUCCCCUGUGUUUCUCCAUUCUCUUGGUUUUAUGCAUCUUUAUCCAAUCAAGUGCCCUUGGACAAAGCCUGAAACCAGAGCCAUUUGGAAGAAGAGCUCAAGCUGUUGAAACAAACAAAACGCUGCAUGAGAUGAAGACCAGAUUCCUGCUUUUUGGAGAAACCAAUCAGGGCUGUCAGAUUCGAAUCAAUCAUCCGGACACGUUAGAGGAGUGCGGCUUCAACUCCUCCCUGCCUCUGGUGAUGAUAAUCCACGGGUGGUCGGUAGACGGCAUGCUAGAAAACUGGAUCUGGCAGAUGGUGGCCGCGCUGAAGUCUCAGCCGGCCCAGCCAGUGAACGUGGGGCUGGUGGACUGGAUCACCCUGGCCCACGACCACUACACCAUCGCCGUCCGCAACACCCGCCUUGUGGGCAAGGAGGUCGCGGCUCUUCUCCGGUGGCUGGAGGAAUCUGUUCAAUUCUCUCGAAGCCAUGUUCACCUAAUUGGGUACAGCCUGGGUGCACACGUGUCAGGAUUUGCCGGCAGUUCCAUCGGUGGAACGCACAAGAUUGGGAGAAUCACAGGGCUGGAUGCCGCGGGACCUUUGUUUGAGGGAAGUUCCCCCAGCAAUCGUCUUUCUCCAGAUGACGCCAAUUUUGUGGAUGCCAUUCAUACCUUUACCCGGGAGCACAUGGGCCUGAGCGUGGGCAUCAAACAGCCCAUAGGACACUAUGACUUCUAUCCCAACGGGGGCUCCUUCCAGCCUGGCUGCCACUUCCUAGAGCUCUACAGACAUAUUGCCCAGCACGGCUUCAAUGCCAUCACCCAGACCAUAAAAUGCUCCCACGAGCGAUCGGUCCACCUUUUCAUCGACUCCUUGCUGCACGCCGGCAAGCAGAGCAUGGCCUACCUGUGUGGUGACAUGAACAGCUUCAGCCAGGGUCUGUGCCUGAGCUGCAAGAAGGGCCGCUGCAACACGCUGGGCUACCACGUCCGCCAGGAGCCGCGGAGCAAAAGCAAGAGGCUCUUCCUCGUAACGCGAGCCCAGUCCCCCUUCAAAGUUUAUCAUUACCAGUUCAAGAUCCAGUUCAUCAACCAAACUGAGACGCCAAUACAAACAACUUUUACCAUGUCACUACUCGGAACAAAAGAGAAAAUGCAGAAAAUUCCCAUCACUCUGGGCAAAGGAAUUGCUAGUAAUAAAACGUAUUCCUUUCUUAUCACGCUGGAUGUGGAUAUCGGCGAGCUGAUCAUGAUCAAGUUCAAGUGGGAAAACAGUGCAGUGUGGGCCAAUGUCUGGAACACGGUCCAGACCAUCAUCCCAUGGAGCACAGGGCCGCGCCACUCAGGCCUCGUUCUGAAGACGAUCAGAGUCAAAGCAGGAGAAACCCAGCAAAGAAUGACGUUUUGUUCAGAAAACACAGAUGACCUACUACUUCGCCCAACCCAGGAAAAAAUCUUCGUGAAAUGUGAAAUAAAGUCUAGAACAUCAAAGCGAAAGAUCAGAUGAGAUUUAAUGAAGACCCAGUGUAAAGAAUAAAUGAAUCUUACUCCUUAUCUGGAAUGGCUGCCUUAUUUAGAAGCCAAAAUUACAUAAAGAAUCUCACACAAAGCUUAAAUAAAGUUUAGAUUUAAGGGGGGUAUGUUUCACUCUCAUAAACUGAGCUUUUAAAAACGAUAUGAUAUAACUAUUUUCCAGUAUUAGUACAACCAAAAAUGUCCCAAUUUUAUCUCUGGUUAAAUAUUAAUAUAUGCAAAUAAGUACAAAUGCAAGAGCCAUUUUAGAUCUGUUGUUCUAAUUUACAAUGUCUUUUAUAAUUAAGUUUCCCACAUGUCCUUGCUAGUUUAUUAUGACCCAUUUUUGAACCAUGCUAGAAAGAUACUUUUUUAUUAGGUAACUAGUGCUUCAAUAAAGCAAGAUUCUAAUUAAUCACCACUAGUUGUGUAUACCAAAUACACAUCCUUUAAGACAAUACAGUUCUUAAAAGAAGAAAAAUUAUAAUUAUUCUAAUAGUUAUAAAAAUCAUAUAACGAUUUCACAGAACCAAACACUUACAAGUAGAAUUCUACUAAAACUACUUGUGAUAACAGUGAAAGCUAGACACGUGGUCAUUUUAAUAAUGGAAUUACAAAUUAAAUAAACAUAGUUAUUGUAUCUUACUAAUGCUUGCAACAAAAGCUAAUUUUAAAAACUUGGAAUGUCUCAAAGCGUUUGCUAUGGACUGAAUGUUUGAGUCACCCCAAAAUUCAUUUGCUGAAAUCUAAUCCCCAAUGUGAUGGUGUUUGGAGGUGGGGCCUUUGGGAGGUGAUUAGGUCACGAGGGUGGAGCCCUCAUAAGUGGGAUUAGUGCCCUUAUAGGGGAUAAAGGAUCAGAACUCUCUGCCAUGUACAGAUAUGAGAAGGCAACUAUAUGCAAACCAGGAAGUUGACCCUCACCUGGAAGUAGACUACCAGAUCUGCUGGCACCUUUAUCUUGGACUUCUCAGCUUCCAGAACUGUGAGAAAUAAAUGUUUCUUGUUUAAGCCA
Messenger RNA from Gorilla gorilla gorilla (western lowland gorilla), 3277 nucleotides. It is a transcript of the gene LIPC, whose product is annotated as lipase C, hepatic type. The record is from RefSeq and is a predicted model, not a curated record. Lineage: Eukaryota; Metazoa; Chordata; Mammalia; Primates; Hominidae. The coding region runs from base 761 to 2260 and encodes 499 amino acids. Gene Ontology annotation, molecular function: apolipoprotein binding; lipoprotein lipase activity. The transcript is spliced from 10 exons. Gene Ontology annotation, biological process: lipid catabolic process.